AUGUUUGUCAUGUUUGUUCUUAUUCGACGAUUUCAUCAUGUAAACAUUCUUUAUUUAACAGUGGCAACAGUGUCAAUAAAAAAACAAGUUUUUACAAUUUAUGUUCCAGUUCCUUGCGUCUUUACUCGUUCAUGUACAUUGGAUGAUAUUUGUACUUCUUGUAAACAAUGUAAUUGUCCAUAUGGAAAAAGAGAAUAUACAAAGAAUGUUUCAAUGAAAAUUAAACCUAUAUCAUCGAUACUUGCUGGAAAUUGCCAAGCACAAAUCGAUAUAGAAACUAAUUUAAGAGGAAAAUGUUGUGUUAUAAUUAAUAAUAUAUCUAUAAAAGCAAAUAAAUGA
Molecule: messenger RNA, 339 nt
Organism: Rotaria sordida
Lineage: Eukaryota; Metazoa; Rotifera; Eurotatoria; Philodinida; Philodinidae
Source: the annotation of a GenBank genome assembly